GUUUAUCUAGUUUUGUACUUGCAAAUAAAUUAAGGUCUUCUGAGUUCUGCUCUUGUGUCUGCGUCAACAAACAGUAUCUACUUCCCUACACAGUUUUACCAUCAUGGCCUUGAGUACAUACACAGAGUUGGGAACACUUCAACACCUUAACACUCAGAUUAGUUUCCAACAAAGACACGCAGAGCUAGCAGGAGAGAUCCUAGGCUAUUCCAACAACUUUGAACUUCAAAAAACUCUGCUUCAUCCACUGUAUGACCAAGAAAGUUUCCUAAACCCUGAAGAAUGUUACACCCAUUUGCUUCCAUACUUAUCAUCUUCUUGUGAACCUUUCAUUUCCCUCUCUGAAAUGCUAACACCACCUCAAGAUUUUGAACCCUACUCAUUCCCAAAACGCCAAAGAUGCCAUGAAAAUCAAUUUAGCUUGGAUUUUUCACCAACUUUCUUUGAUGGGCUUGUUCCAAAUCCUUGUAUGGUGGCCGACGUUUUUCCUGAACUCUUCUCUCAACUGCCUGAGUAUGGUAUUCCACAGGUUGAUUGCACUCAAAAUGUUGAGAGUUCAAAGAAAAUGAAUGAAAGAAGUGUGUCGGCACAGAGCAUUGCGGCUCGAGAAAGGAGAAGGAAGAUCACUGAGAAGACUCAAGAGCUAGGGAGGCUGAUUCCGGGUUGCUCUAAAAUGAACACAGCUGAGAUGCUUCAAGCUGCUUCCAAGUAUGUCAAGUACUUGCAGGCACAAGUUGGGAUUCUUGAACUCAUGGGUGCAUUUCAGGGAACAUAUGCAGUCAGUCCCACAGAAAUGCAAGUCAUUCUUGCAUCUCCAAGAGUUCAAGAGAAGCUAUAUUUGGAGGAUAAGUGCUUGGUCCCAAAGGAGCUUUCCAAAUUGUGUGUGAAAGAGCAUGACAUUCUAUCUAAACCUUCAAUUUCUAAUGAUCAAAAUCGCCUGGUCAAAUCAGAGGGUUGACAAGAAGGCCUAACAAGUGAUAAAUAUGUUACCCUUAUGUGAUUUAGUUGUGUAUAGUGAUGCUUUUUGUAAAUAAAUUUCGUGAAAAGUACUUUAUCCAUUUCAUCUGAUGGUUAAUAUUUUUCCACCUGAAAGUUUCUCAUCCAAAAAAUUGGUGCAGAAUAUAUGUUUGUUCAGCUGGAAAAUGCAGGGGUAUAUAUAAUAAGAAGCCUCAAUUUCUUUCCUUCACAUUAUAUUUGGUAGUUUGUACAAUAAUGCAAUGAGCAGAGGAUAAAAUAAUGGAAUGAAAUGGAAAUGAAUAUGGUGUAUUUUCUCUAUUGUGUUUACAAGUUUAUAAAGGAAUGGAUGGAAUUUAAAAUAAUAAUAAAGGCUUUCUUUUUCUUUUCUUUUUUUUAAGAAUAAGAUUGCCUUUUAUAUUUGUCUUUUCUCAGGAUAAGGAUAGAAUUGAGGAAUUGAGAUUUCACCUCCAUUUCCUGAAUGUAAUGAAUGUUCUUCUCAGUUAUUAGGGAAUGGAAUGGAAUAUUUCUAGACAAUACCUUUAUAUUCAUCCCAUCCCAUUCCUUCCUCCCAAAGGAGCUUUUCUUUGACAAUCAUCUCCAAAGAGGAAUAACUGAAAACCAUAGUAAUUCCUCCAUUUCAAUCUUCUUUCAUACUGUCUUCCCAAACAUAAUAUCUUAAAUCUUAGAUACAAAAUCGAGCUCAAAAAUUAAAUUCCUAUAAGUCUAUAACUUCACCACCUUUUCUCAGAAAGUAAUAAGAGAGAGAAUGUGACUUUCAAAACAUUAUGUAUGCCUUGUCAACAUUACAUAUACAAAGCAAUUUGGCAGAAGCUCAUUAAAGGAAAUCAAUUUAUCAACUCUAGUGAAACAUAUAAUUGACUUUCAUCAAAAUCCAUCAAACACUAGGAGGAUAAUAUCAUGUGUGAGGGAGACAAAUCACAUGUAGUCAAUGCUGCCAUGUCAUAUCAUAGCAAUGUCUCACUACCAAGGGCAGUAAGACUUUUUCCUUUCUCUCUUUUUUUUUUUUUUUUUUUUCAAAGGGGGAGCUGUUUAUAUGGCACGUGUGAAUUCAUCUUUACAAUAGCAACUAGAUAAGAUAAAGAGAACUUAGAGAAGAAUCAUGCUGCUAAUUAUUUAUUUUUCAUCAUCAACAAAAUGUGAAACCUUAGAUCCCAACCCACUAUCCCGUAUCCCUGAUGCUCUUCCACCUGCUUUGUUUGCGUAAUGAGAGUUUAAUAACAAACACAAACUGUAAUUCAAUAUUUAUUAGAAUUAUAAGGCUUGGUGAUAUUUAACCGUUUUAGAUACAACCUCUUUCGUCUGACUGACAAACCUCAUGCUGCACAUGUUGCCGGAACGCUUCCA
This is a messenger RNA of Quercus lobata, 2322 nucleotides long. Its product is annotated as transcription factor bHLH52-like. The record is from RefSeq and is a predicted model, not a curated record. Gene Ontology annotation, biological process: regulation of DNA-templated transcription. The transcript has 3 exons. Gene Ontology annotation, molecular function: DNA-binding transcription factor activity; protein dimerization activity. NCBI's taxonomy places the organism in Eukaryota, Viridiplantae, Streptophyta, Magnoliopsida, Fagales, Fagaceae. Bases 104 to 958 code for a protein of 284 amino acids.